AUGGGCAAUCGGUUGGAGAAGCUUCGUGGCGCCAAGCUCAUCGCUGCUUGGAAGGGCUUUUGUGAGGGCUGGAUCGAAGAAGCCGAGCGUUUAGUCUCGGUUGCAACGCUCGCCAGUCGAACAUCGUCGGUGCUCGAAAAGCUGCGCGACUCCGCACGAAGCGCUCGGGCAGAUGCGCGCCGCGAGCCUACCUUUACGAUCGGGAAGGCGGCCGAGCUCGUUGGGCGGACGCCGGCGGCUAUCCGUGACGCCGAGAAAGAUGGAAGGCUGCCCGAGCCGGCGAGGACAGAUAGCAAUCGACGCGAGAGGUACACUCUUGCCCAGCUUAACGACAUGCGCGGCGUGUUCGGCACCAGGCCGUAUCGUGCUCCGACCGAUCCGUGUUGCGUGGUUGCGGUUCAGAAUUUCAAAGGCGGCGUCGGCAAAUCGACGCUGUCUGUUCAUCUAGCGCAGUAUCUCACGAUCAAGGGCUAUCGUGUUGCAUUGAUUGACUGCGACAGCCAGGCCUCUGCGACGACGCUGUUUGGCUAUGUGCCAGAUCUCGAUCUGACAGAGGACGAUACCCUCUACCCAUUCCUUCGUGAGGGUGAGCGGUCAUCGCUCGACUACGCCCUCCGCAAGACCCAUUUCGACGGCCUUGAGCUGAUCCCUGCCAAUCUUCGCCUGUUUAAUUCCGAGUACGAACUGGCUGCCAGAAUGGCGCAGGGGAACGGAGCCUUACUUGACCGCCUCAAGGAAGGGAUUGAGAGCAUCUCGGAUCGGUUCGAUGUCAUCGUCAUGGACCCACCGCCGGCCCUCGGGGCUAUCUCUUUGUCCGUGUUGCGAGCUGCGAAUGCGUUGGUGGUUCCGGUUCCCCCGACCGUGAUGGACUUCUCGUCGACUGCGGCAUUCCUCUCAAUGCUUGAUGAGACGAUUGAGCAGCUGGCCGACCGGGGUCUUGCCCCAGAACUGACGUUUCUGCGCUUCGUUGCCUCGAAGGUCGAUGAGAACAAGUCGAUGCAGAAGGAGCUUCUGCAGUUGAUGCGGACGCUGUUUGGUCACGCUAUGGUUCGAACGCCGCUCAAGGACUCUGCCGAGAUCGACAAUGCGACUGCACGGCUGAUGACCGUCUAUGAACUCGACGGACCUGCUACGAGCUCGGCGGUACGCAAUCGCUGCCUAAAUUAUCUUGAUGGCGUGAACUCAGAAAUCGAAGUCGACAUUCGAUCGAUGUGGCCAAGCCAUCAAAAGCGCCUCCGGCAGGAGGCCUUG
Messenger RNA from Elaeis guineensis (African oil palm), 1251 nucleotides. The record is from RefSeq and is a predicted model, not a curated record. Lineage: Eukaryota; Viridiplantae; Streptophyta; Magnoliopsida; Arecales; Arecaceae.